Geodia barretti is the source of this 1118-nucleotide messenger RNA. The record is from the annotation of a GenBank genome assembly. Lineage: Eukaryota; Metazoa; Porifera; Demospongiae; Tetractinellida; Geodiidae.
CCCCUACUAAUUAUGCCGUUUAUGUCGAAUGGAUGUGUUUUGGAGUUUGUUAAACACCACAAAGACGAAUUGCUCUGUAUUAAUGCAACAGCACCACAGGUUAUAUCAGCCAAAAAGACUCUUUUGAACAUAUGUCACCAAAUUUCAAAGGGUAUGGAGUAUCUCGCAAUGCAGAAGUUUGUUCAUCGCGAUUUGGCAGCAAGAAACUGCAUGAUUGACCGUAAUGGAGAGAUAAAAGUUGCAGAUUUUGGACUAACUGAGGACAUGUAUGGCACCAACUACUUCCGUCGAAGAAAGAGUGUGACAGGGAGUGAGGAGAAGGUGCCCUUGAGGUGGAUGGCUGCUGAGAGCAUCGAGAAAGACAUCUACACUGAGGCCACUGAUGUGUGGUCAUUUGGAGUGACAGUGUGGGAGAUCUUUACUUGUGGGAGGAUCCCAUACACUGGUAUUCCAGCCAUGGGUCUCCUGAAGGAACUGCAGAGAGGACAGAGACUGGAGAGACCUGACAAUGAGGCCUGUCUGGAUGAAGUGUAAGGAGCCUCACGUUUGGACCAGUGCUUUAGUCUCCUCUUUAUCUCUCAACAGAUAUGAGAUCAUGAUGAGCUGCUGGUCACUGGACUCCCAUGCUCGUCCACACUUCAAGGAUUUGGUGGGCAGGUUCAGUGGUCUUCUGGAGAGGGAGUCAGACUACCUGGAGUUGGCUCAGUCUCUCUGCUGGAAGGAGACUGUCUCUCACAUCCCACCCUCUUCUCCACUUUCUGCUGCUCUUCCUGUCACCCAGGAACAGGGAACUGCUGAGGAUAAGGCUGAAGAAGAUGAAGUAUGAAACAAUCGCCACUCUGGGACAUGUAAAAAUCACCAGUACACCUAUCUAACUCUGAUACUUGUUUAGCUCUGUCAUUCAUAACCCUGUCCCUAGAUCUUUUGUAUCUUUGAAGAAUGCAUUGGUGAAUAUACGAGGUACUAUUAUAGCUUGUAUGCCACAACAGUACACAACUUUGUGGACACUACUAGUGUGUAAGCAUGGUAUAUACAGCUGAUGAUCUCCUGUCCUGAUGUGGCAUCCCUACAGCCACUUCAGAGAUUCGAUUAGUUUCCCAUCUCUGACAACUGCACAA